This is a messenger RNA of Daldinia decipiens, 2100 nucleotides long. RefSeq lists its product as uncharacterized. Bases 1 to 2100 code for a protein of 699 amino acids. The record is from RefSeq and is a predicted model, not a curated record. NCBI's taxonomy places the organism in Eukaryota, Fungi, Ascomycota, Sordariomycetes, Xylariales, Hypoxylaceae. The transcript is spliced from 7 exons.
AUGAGUGUCCAAGACCUUGCUCGUUCCCUUGUUUCCGCUGGCUCAAUCAAGCUCCCAGGUGAUGAAGGUGGAGGGAUUUAUAUCCUAAGUGUGAGAGAUGGAGACCUCGUCGAGAAGUACUGGGUGGGCGACGCGGUAGAAAACGAGAAUAUCAUUGCUUCAGGCGUAAGGAAUGAUACUUCGGCUUCAUAUCUGCCCAGCUUUGAGCAAAUGCCUCGCCUUGUUAUUUUCAUUGACCAGGAUAACUCUGUGCGAUGCUAUGCAUACGACGAGGAUAUGGAAGAGUGGGAAGAGACUCCACUUGGUAACAAAUGGAACAUUACGACCAGCUCAAAGAGUAAGCUGAGUGCAAUCAUCGGCCCAGAGGGAGAGAUGGUAGUCUCUUACCAGGACGAAACCGACCGUCUAUCCGUCAUAAUUAGUACGGGCGAGGAUGGGUGGACUUCCUUCGGACCCCUUGAUGGCGAUCCCAUCGUGGGAACACCCCAGUGCCUGGAGAUUAUUAACGAUAAGCUUCAUCUCUUCUACGUGAAUAAGGGAUCCGGGAUUGGUUACCUAGUUUUCAACUCCAGUACCGGCAGCUGGAAAGCUAACGUGCUUGAAAACACCAAGUUCAGCACUGCCAUCGAUAAUUUUAGCGUUGCCGAAGACCUCGAAACUGGCUCUCUCCAGAGCUACUUCCUUACUGAUGGUUCUUUAUGGAGUGUCAGUGGAGACAAAGAAAAGACGUUCUUGGGCGAGCGACAAAAUAGCCUAGAUCUUGCUAUCUACGUAGCUAUGGGAAACGAUAAACAGCAAGACUUCAUAGAUUUCGAUCUCGAAAACUACCAGGUCCCUAUACAAUACUGGCAUUCUACUCAACGAAGAGAUGAGACAUAUGUAACCGAGCGGUUUGGAAUAGACCUAUCCACACCAGCACGCCGGUGGGAAAAUUGGGUGGUUAAACUGACCUUCGAGAAGCUUGGAAGUGAAAAACAUGGUAGUGGUUUCUAUGUCAAUGUUCCUAAUGCCUCCUACGAUAUAAUUCUCACAGCUGGACACAACCUCGUUGACAAACCAGAACACUACUGUUCUAAUAUUAAGAUUGUCCAAGACCCUUUCGAGAAGAAGGAUAUUGACGUACAACCGGAAAUGAUUCGUGUUUGCCGGAGGUAUUUCGAGGAUCCUGACGAGCUGAAUGAAAUCUACGACUAUGGGGCUAUCCUUCUAAAACGAUCCCCAUCUAAGCGACAUCGUGGCUUUGGAUUUCAUCUUAUGUUAGGCCUCGCACCACAACUAGGAGAAGGCGCAGCUUAUACCGAAGAUGAAGGUAAGGACAUUCUCCGGGAUCAUAUGGUGUAUGUCUGCGGAUAUGCACCCGAAGACUUGCCGCCUGAUAAAUCGCCGCGAAGAUCGGAGGGCAGAUGUAUUGGAACACUCUUACAUCAACUUCGCUACGAUGCUAAUACUAAACCGGGGAUGAGCGGUGGACCUGUCUGGGUGGGGUUUCGUGGGGUUGAGACAAUUGUAGCAAUUCACAAUGUCUGGCGCGACAUAUUUAAAUGGCUUAAUGUUGGUUGGCAUGGAAAAUCACUUCAUUGCUGUAACCCUUCAACCUACAGUAUGCACCUUCAUUUGCCACAGAAAAAUAUUACCACACCCAACGAGGGUCGGGUCCGGGUAGGCAAGCCUGGUAAGGUGGAAACGUUAUUUGAUGUUGUACCUGUGGCCGCGAGACCAACUGUCAAAGACUCAAAUGCUGGCUACGGAUUUCUUCUGAGGCCAGUAGGCCUUAACGUGAAAGAUACAUGGCCUGCCAGCGUUACAUCUCCUUGGGUGCGAUGGGAUCCUAAGAAGAACAAAGUCUCUCGUUCGAACCGCUUCAAUGCGCAGUGCGAAGUCAAGCUCCCUGGGCUGAUUAUAAAGCCAGAGAAGCCCUUUGAAAUACAAACACAGGAGGGAGAUGGUUGGAAGCAAGUACAGAUGGAAAUGAGAUUUCUUGACGAGGGGGACCUCGAGCUGUUAGAAGAAGACCCCCAGAGUUUCGAGGAUACAUCUGAGAUUUCAUUCGGAUCCAUCACCAAGAACAAGAACAAGAACAAGCUAUUCCAAUUCAAAUAG